AUGUCAAGUCUAGCAAACCACCAAAUGUAUGCUGCUACCCCUGUUCACGCCGGUAUGGUUCCGCCUAAACCCCGUCCCCGCGUGACUACCACGUUGUGGGAGGACGAAAAUACCCUCUGCUUUCAAGUGGAGGCCCGAGGCAUCUCGGUCGCCCGUCGUGAGGAUAACGAUAUGAUCAACGGUACCAAGCUUUUGAAUGUUGCUGGUAUGACGCGUGGACGCCGUGACGGUAUGCUCAAGGCCGAAAAAGUUCGCCAUGUGGUCAAGAUUGGCGCCAUGCACCUCAAGGGCGUGUGGAUUCCUUUCGACCGUGCCGCUGCUUUUGCCCAAAAGGAAGGUAUCGCCGACCUACUUUAUCCUCUAUUCGUUGAAGAUAUUCGCUCUUUCCUCUAUCGUCAGCAAAACCCCAGUGCCACUGGUGAUGUUGGUUUGAUGCAGGGUGGUCAAGAUGUCAAAGGCUAUCCUACCGGCCCACAGCACCCUCAGAUGCUGCCUAAUGCUGGUCAGAUGCCCGUACAGAGCCACAUGGGCCACCACCAGGCGUCAAUGAUGCCUGGCCCAACCUCUGGUAUCCCCGGUGAAAAGGGCAUGGUCCGUCGCGAUGAUGUUGGCGGCGCUGCUGGCGGUCACCAGGCUGAUGGCCAAGGUACCGGUGGAUCUGCUGAUCAGAUGGGCAGCCAGCACCAGGCUUACAGCCGCCAGUAUGGCUACAUGCCCCAGUAUGGUAUGCAGGGAUACGGACCGAUGGGUGCGUAUAACUCCGCCUACGGCUCACCUUAUGCUUCUUAUCCUAUGGUUUACAGCAACCAGGACUACUCGCAAGCUCACCAAGCUCAGGCUGCCCAGCAACCCCAACAGCAGCAGCAGCAACAGCAGCAACAACCUCAACAGCAGCAGCAGCAGGGACAGCCCCAGCAAGUCCAGCACGCAAUGUACUAUCAGGGUCAGCAGUAUCAACAAGGUUACGAUCAGAGCCAGAUGUACCAGCAGGCGCAGCAGCAGGCUCACCACACUCCCCAGGCUCAGCAACAAGCCGCCCAACAAGCCGCCCAACAGCCCCAGGCUCAGCAGCACCAUCAGCAGUACUACCAGACCCCCCAGGCUUCCAAACCGGUCGGUGACAAGCAUGGCGAGGCUAAGCUCAGUGGUUGA
Wickerhamiella sorbophila is the source of this 1152-nucleotide messenger RNA. Its product is annotated as Cell pattern formation-associated protein stuA. Bases 1 to 1152 code for a protein of 383 amino acids. Gene Ontology annotation, cellular component: nucleus. The transcript has a single exon. Lineage: Eukaryota; Fungi; Ascomycota; Dipodascomycetes; Dipodascales; Trichomonascaceae. The record is from RefSeq and is a predicted model, not a curated record. Gene Ontology annotation, molecular function: sequence-specific DNA binding; DNA-binding transcription factor activity. Gene Ontology annotation, biological process: positive regulation of transcription by RNA polymerase II.